AUGGCCUCCAACGACUACUACCAUGUCAACAAACCGCCCGCGGCAGCGUCUCCUUCGCCUGCUCCCUACUACGGCGGGGGGGUGUACAACAACAUCCCUUCCACCAGUUCCACGCCCGCCCCUCCCUAUAGCUCAAUACCAAACGCGCCCGGUGCCAGCCAACCACCACCGCGCCAGAACACCGUAUCUCCCUUUGAGAGCGUCUUUGACGACCACGUCUACCCAGUAGAUUCGACCCAGGACGGGUUUCGACACAACAGCCACACCCAGAGCCCCCAUAACAUGAACAGUAUGAACGUGGAGCCCCAGCGCAUGAACACGAUGAACACGGUAGACACCGCCUACGGUGGCCACGGCCAAACGCCCUACAACCCGCACGACAUGCAUCAACCAAAUCCCUACGCGCAGCAGGACACGGCCUACUACAGUCAAUCUUCCAUCUCCCCUGAUGCCAGCAGACAGAACGUAGCCGACGAUAUUCCCCUGCAGAGCCGGCAGCCAACGCAGCCGCACAAGGACGUGGAAAUGAACGACAACGACCACGUGUACGAUGCACCCCAGGGUUCCCGACGGUCCAAGAGCCGGCGCGACAAGAAGAAGGUCGGCUUUGGCCAGCUCGGCAUGUUUGGCGCCGACAGGAAGGGUAUUCCGUGGGUGGUCUACAUUUUCACAUUGGUCCAGGUUGCAGUCUUCAUAGCUGAAAUCGUCAAGAAUGCCCAACUGACGGGUUCUCCCAUCAUGACGAAGCCCUCCUUCAACCCCAUGAUCGGACCUUCGACGUACGUAAUGAUCAACAUGGGCGCUCGCUACGUCGCCUGCAUGCACAAUGUCAAGGGCAUCCAAGAUUUGGGUCAGCCCAUAACCUGGCCUUGCCCGAACUCGACCUCGAACGAUGCCGCCAACCCCUCGAAUCAGUGCGGUCUGAGCGAUUUGUGCGGCUUUGGCGGUGUGCCCGAGCCUACGUACACCGACAUCAACCAGUCGCCGGAGCCUAAUCAGUGGUUCCGCUUCAUCACGCCCAUAUUCUUGCAUGCGGGCCUCAUCCAUAUCGGCUUCAACCUGCUUCUGCAGAUGACCAUAGGGAAAGAGAUGGAGAUAGCCAUCGGUUCGAUUCGAUUCUUCUUGGUCUACGUGAGCGCCGGUAUCUUCGGCAAUGUCAUGGGAGCGAACUACGCCGGCGUCAUGGCGGCAUCAACAGGUGCUUCAGGUGCGCUGUUUGGUGUUAUUGCCCUCACUCUGCUCGAUCUUUUGUAUUCCUGGAAGGACCGACGCAGCCCCGUUAAGGAUCUGAUGUUCAUCCUGCUGGACAUUGUCAUUUCCUUCGUCCUGGGGCUCCUGCCAGGUCUCGACAACUUCGCCCAUAUUGGCGGUUUCUUGAUGGGCCUGGCGCUUGGCGUCUGUGUCUUGCAUUCCCCUAACUCGUUGAGACGGAAAAUGGGAGCCGAAGACCCGUCGUACGCUUCAAUGCAGCUUAACCCUAACCAGGGCCCGCCUCACUUCUUGAAGAACCCGGUCGGGUUCUUUAAAGGUCGGAAGCCGCUCUGGUGGGCAUGGUGGUUGGUCAGAGCCGGCUUUUUGCUGACCGUCGUCAUUGUCUUCAUCGUCUUGCUCAACAACUUCUACAUCUACCACAACACUUGCAGCUGGUGCAAAUACCUCAGCUGCAUUCCUGUCAACAACUGGUGUGAACUCGACAAUUUUAAAAUUACUUCAUCUUAA
Molecule: messenger RNA, 1719 nt
Organism: Colletotrichum higginsianum IMI 349063
Lineage: Eukaryota; Fungi; Ascomycota; Sordariomycetes; Glomerellales; Glomerellaceae
Product: Rhomboid-like protein
Exons: 3
Coding region: 1-1719 (572 amino acids)
Biological process (GO): proteolysis
Cellular component (GO): membrane
Molecular function (GO): serine-type endopeptidase activity
Source: RefSeq, a predicted model, not a curated record